Molecule: messenger RNA, 1289 nt
Organism: Alexandromys fortis (reed vole)
Lineage: Eukaryota; Metazoa; Chordata; Mammalia; Rodentia; Cricetidae
Gene: C1ql2
Product: complement C1q like 2
Exons: 2
Coding region: 340-1203 (287 amino acids)
Molecular function (GO): protein binding
Source: RefSeq, a predicted model, not a curated record
UCUACCUGGAACCCUCCGGGGCGCCGGACUCGUCCUGUGCGCCCCUCGCCAUGCGUGUCGGGGCUCUUCGACUCUCCAGAUCAGUUCCAGAGCCGUGACCACCGGAUCCCAGGUCCGGAGACCUCUCGUUGAAAUAGUUGGGUGGCCAGGACAGGGGUCUCCACGUCGGGGACGCGGCGGGGACCUGCGGAGUUGGCGUCCGAGCGCGUAGAGCGGGGCCACCCGCGCCGCUCCACCAUUACCUCCCCGGGCGGCAAGGAGGAGCUGGUGGCGGUCGCCUCCCGGCUGUGGCAGCGGCGGCGGCGCGCCUGCUUGGCGGCCGUCGGCGUGCUCCUAGCCAUGGCACUGGGGCUGCUGAUCGCGGUGCCCCUGCUGCUGCAGGCGGCUCCCCCCGGCGCUGCUCACUACGAGAUGCUGGGCACCUGCCGCAUGAUUUGUGACCCGUACAGCGUCGCUCCCGCAGGGGGACCCGCGGGAGCCAAGGCUCCACCGCCAGGACCCAGCACCGCUGCCCUGGAAGUUAUGCAGGACCUCAGCGCCAACCCCCCGCCUCCCUUUAUCCAGGGACCAAAGGGUGAUCCAGGGAGACCAGGCAAGCCGGGGCCUCGGGGUCCCCCUGGAGAACCGGGGCCGCCUGGGCCCAGGGGUCCCCCAGGGGAGAAGGGAGACUCGGGGAGGCCAGGGCUACCAGGACUGCAGUUGACAACCAGCGCGGCUGGUGGCGUUGGAGUGGUGGGUGGCGGAACCGGGGGCGGUGGCGACACGGAGGGCGAAGUGACCAGUGCGCUGAGCGCAGCCUUCACCGGUCCCAAGAUCGCCUUCUAUGUGGGACUCAAGAGCCCCCAUGAAGGCUACGAGGUGCUCAAGUUCGACGACGUGGUCACCAAUCUUGGCAAUCACUACGACCCCACCACCGGCAAGUUCAGCUGCCAGGUACGAGGCAUCUACUUCUUCACUUACCACAUCCUCAUGCGUGGCGGCGACGGAACCAGCAUGUGGGCGGAUCUCUGCAAAAACGGGCAGGUGCGUGCCAGCGCCAUAGCCCAAGAUGCCGACCAGAAUUACGACUACGCCAGCAACAGUGUGGUAUUGCACCUGGAUUCAGGCGAUGAAGUCUAUGUGAAGUUGGAUGGCGGGAAGGCUCACGGGGGCAACAACAACAAGUACAGCACAUUCUCGGGCUUUCUCCUGUAUCCGGAUUAGGGGUGCAGAGAGCGCGAGACCGGGUGGCUUCAUGCCGCCCCAUCCCCACAGGGUUCUCGUGGCUCUUUGGUGAAUGUCACUCUGCG